Camelina sativa (false flax) is the source of this 1205-nucleotide messenger RNA. Its product is annotated as ananain-like. Gene Ontology annotation, molecular function: cysteine-type peptidase activity. The record is from RefSeq and is a predicted model, not a curated record. NCBI's taxonomy places the organism in Eukaryota, Viridiplantae, Streptophyta, Magnoliopsida, Brassicales, Brassicaceae. Gene Ontology annotation, biological process: proteolysis.
CCCAUUUUCACUUCUAUAACACCCCACAACACAAGCGCCCAUUACACAUUAUUCACCAAUACCAAAAUGGUCUCGGUAUUGUCUGUGUUCGUGGGUCUUAUAGUUUGUUCUAUGGAUCUAUUAAUGAUCUCUCAAGCUACAUCUCGUAUCACUUUGCACGAACCAUCCACUGUUAAUUACCACCAGCAAUGGAUGAUUCAAUUCUCUCGAGUUUACAAGGAUGGAUCCGAGAGAGAAAUGAGGCUUAACGUGUUCAAGGAAAAUUUGAAAUUCAUUGAGAACUUCAAUAAUAUGGGGAACCAAAGCUACAAACUUGGUGUCAACGAGUUCACAGAUUUGACAGACGAAGAGUUUCUUGCCACCCACACCGGCCUUGGAGGCAUGAACGUAGCUUCACUAUCCAAACAGCUGGUUAAUGAAACGAAGCCAUCUAGGAAUUUGAACGAUACAGUCGAUAGUUAUGUGGAAAACAAGAGCAAAGACUGGAGAACCGAAGGAGCUGUAACACCUGUUAAAAGUCAAGGACCAUGUGGAAGUUGUUGGGCGUUCGCAGCGACUGCAGCGAUGGAAGGUUUAUUAAAGAUUUCCGGCAAGGAACUCGUAUCAUUGUCCGAACAGCAACUUAUAGAUUGUAACGAACGUAACCUUGCUUGCAAGGGGGGACAUGUGAUGUUUGCUUUCGAGUACAUAAUCAAGAACCGAGGAAUAUCAUCAAAUGCGGACUACCCUUACAAAGAGGAAACGGGGAGCUGCCGUACCAACACAAGACCCGUACCCGGCACACAGAUCAAAGGGUUCAAAGAGGUUCGAAGUAAGAACGAGCGUGCGUUGCUGAGGGCUGUAGCAAGACAGCCCGUCUCGGUGUACAUUGACGCGCAUAGUAGCAGUUUCAAAAAUUACAAAGAGGGAGUGUACAGUGAUUUGGAGUGCGGGAACGUGGAUAAUCAUAUAAUGACGAUCGUCGGGUACGGGACUAGCAAUGGGAUGAAGUACUGGUUGGUUAAGAACUCUUGGGGUGAGAGUUGGGGAGAAAAGGGUUACAUAAGGAUUCGUAGAGAUAAUGUUGGGAAGCCUGAAGGAAUCUGUGGUAUAGCUCGACAUGCUUUUUAUCCGGUUAUGUAACUUAUUCAGUAAGAUGAUUUUAUAUUGAAGUAUAAAGUGAUCAUACAUAUAUACAUCGCAACAUAAACUGUAGUGAUGUUCAU